UCCAGGGAUAAUAGUGACAGUAAAUCCCUCAAAGAGGUGCUGGUGUAGUAACUUGAUUCACCAGUUUAUUGCUGGGUCACUGACUGGACAAGACCAGGACUGGAACAACACCGUUAUGAAUGACAGCUGGGAAGCCUGUUACACCAAAAGCAUGGAGCUGCCCCCCAGCAGUGAUUGCCUAGAGAAUGAGGGUGAAAACACUUUGUGUUCAACGCAGAGCAAGAAGAGUGACAAUCAGAAUAUAACAGUGGAGAACCCCAACCAGAAUAAUGUAACUGAAGUGCGCAGAACUCCGUCUACAAAGUACUCAACGCGUUUAAAAAAGUCACUAGGUCUUCUACGUUCGGUUUUACCAGUGACAGGGCAGACACAUUCCAGCCAGAGGGUCAUCCACGAAACUUUAUUGAUCACCACCCAGAUGGAGGAGGAGCUCUCCCACCUGCUGGCCAACAAACGCAGGGAGAGCGGAAGUGCCAUCUAUAACUCUGCACCCUUCACUCUGAGCCAUGCCCGCGCCUCUUAUGUGCGCUUCCUUAGAGAAGCAGAGAAGAAGAUCAAGUCUACUAGUGAACUGGAACAAUAUUUGGUGGAUAAUGUGGAAGGUGCUGCUAGUAAAUUCUUCACCAGUUUGGCUCAGUCUUGUACAUACAUCCAGCCUGUUGUCUCAUCAGGAUGCACAGAUACCACAGCCACACAAGUAUCAAGUGAAACAGGCACAGUGGAUUGUUUCGAACUGGCAAAUGGAUUAGAAUGUUCGGCAGUCACUAUCCCACAAAUGCAUAAUGGACUUUCUACUCCAAAGCAGAAUGAAGAAAGGCCAAGGAGUCCUUCAACGCCAGUAUCAGUCAUGAGACCCAGGAAGCAGAGGUGUAUACCUACACCUUCCACUACUCCUGCAUCUUCACAUACAAAAGAUGCGACCUCUACUCUUGCACAUAAAAAACAAAAAUUACAUUCUCCAGCAAGUAAAAAGGCCUUAUUUGGGCUGAUGUUCUUCAUUUACCUGAGCACAGUGGAAAAAGACAAAUCAAGUCCAAGGAUGAAGAGGAAAUUUGUGUCAACUCUGCCAAUUGAAAAUUGCUUACCGUACAUUCAGGACGUAAAAUCAGACACUCUCAACUCUAAUCCAGUGUUACAAUGCUGA
This is a messenger RNA of Cherax quadricarinatus, 1144 nucleotides long. RefSeq lists its product as uncharacterized. The record is from RefSeq and is a predicted model, not a curated record. Lineage: Eukaryota; Metazoa; Arthropoda; Malacostraca; Decapoda; Parastacidae.